AUGAAUCCAGUUUGGCAGACAUUAAAUUUUAAUUUAAAUAUUAGCUUCCGUUUCCAUUUCUCAUUGUGGUGUAAUGUCAACAAUGCUAAAGAAAUCCAAACAAAAAUACAUUCAAAACAAUUUCCCACCCUUACAAACGCUUUCGUUGUUUUAAUUAAUAGUGAUGUCAUCAUCGAUAUAGUUCAGAUAGAAGCCGCUAUUACCCAGGCUUUAAUCCAUUAUAACGAGGAAUCUUCGGGUGGAAUGUAUACACGAGGGUUGGCUACAGAGAUUCUAUAUUGCCUUAGCCCGAACCGAUCGAUUACUCAUGCGCUGGAUACAUUUGGAAUUAAAGCAUCUACCAAAGAACUAAUUGUAGGGAUCAUUCAUUCCACAGAUGUUUAUCAACCAAAUGAUGCAGUUUUACAAGAGUACUUAUCACAAAUUGAAAAUACAAUUCAAGGUACAAUAAAUACUGGUUCAUUGACACAGUUGGUCAAGAACACUGAUACAGUUUGUCAAGAAUAUGGAAUAACGAACUUAGAACUAAGUUUAAUCAAUAAGUCAGAUGAUCCUCAUAAAUCUUUACUUGAGAGUAUUUUAAGUCGUAUGGCAUCAAGGGAUCUUUUCAGACCUUGA
Messenger RNA from Schistosoma spindalis, 618 nucleotides. The record is from the annotation of a GenBank genome assembly. NCBI's taxonomy places the organism in Eukaryota, Metazoa, Platyhelminthes, Trematoda, Strigeidida, Schistosomatidae.